CCCCAGAGAACUGUUCAGAGUGUACCAUCCACAGUAAUGAAUCCAGAAGAGCGAAUCGUGACAUGGCUUAUAUCUUUGGGAGUUUUAGAUUCCCCAAAAAAGACCAUCUGUGAUCCGGAGGAGUUCUUGAAGUCCUCGCUGAAAAAUGGGGUAGUGCUAUGCAAACUGAUCAACAGACUUAUGCCUGGCUCAGUGGAAAAGUAUUGUCUGGAGCCCCAAAAUGAAGCCAGCUGCAUCAGUAACAUCAAUGGCUUCCUGAAAGGAUGUUCGACCCUCCAAGUGGAGGUAUUUGAUCCUGAUGACCUUUAUUCAGGGGUUAAUUUCUCCAAGGUUCUGAGUACUCUUUUAGCUGUCAACAAAGCAACAGAAGAUCAGCUCUCAGAAAGACCAUGUGGACGUUCCUCUUCUCUUAGUGCUGCUAACAGUUCUCAGACAAACCCACAGGGAGCAGUUUCUAGCACAGCUCCAGGGCUGCAAAAGCAGGCAAAGACAGUGGAGAUGACGGAAAAUGGAAGUCACCAGUUGAUAGUGAAGGCAAGAUUCAACUUUAAGCAGACUAAUGAAGAUGAGCUGUCAGUCUGUAAAGGGGACAUCAUUUAUGUCACUCGAGUUGAAGAAGGAGGCUGGUGGGAAGGCACAUUAAAUGGGAGAACAGGCUGGUUCCCUAGUAAUUAUGUCCGAGAAAUUAAAUCCAGUGAGAGACCUCUCUCCCCCAAGGCUGUCAAAGGAUUUGAAACUGCUCCACUUACCAAGAAUUAUUAUACUGUGGUGUUACAGAACAUCUUGGACACUGAAAGAGAAUAUGCUAAAGAACUUCAGUCUCUUCUUGUUACUUACUUGAGACCCUUGCAAUCCAAUAACAAUCUGAGUUCUGUGGAGUUUACAUCUUUACUGGGAAACUUCGAGGAAGUAUGUACAUUUCAACAAACACUCUGUCAAGCCUUGGAAGAAUGUUCAAAAUUUCCAGAAAAUCAACACAAAGUAGGAGGUUGUCUGCUGAAUCUCAUGCCUCAUUUUAAAUCUAUGUAUCUGGCUUAUUGUGCAAAUCAUCCUUCAGCUGUAAAUGUGCUUACCCAGCACAGUGAUGAUCUGGAACAAUUUAUGGAAAAUCAAGGUGCAUCCAGUCCAGGUAUCCUCAUUUUAACCACAAGCCUCAGCAAGCCAUUUAUGCGACUAGAAAAGUAUGUUACUCUUUUACAAGAGCUGGAACGACAUAUGGAGGAUACUCAUCCAGAUCAUCAGGAUAUUCUGAAAGCAAUCGUAGCAUUCAAAAUGCUCAUGGGACAGUGCCAAGAUCUGAGAAAGAGAAAACAGCUGGAGUUACAGAUACUUUCAGAACCUAUUCAGGCAUGGGAAGGGGAAGAUAUUAAAACCUUGGGAAAUGUGAUUUUUAUGUCACAAGUAAUGGUGCAGUAUGGAACAUGUGAGGAAAAAGAGGAGCGAUACCUUAUGUUAUUUUCAAAUGUCUUGCUAAUGUUGUCUGCAAGUCCUCGGAUGAGUGGCUUUAUCUAUCAGGGAAAAAUACCAAUACCAGGAAUGGUGGUGACUAGAUUAGAUGAAAUUGAAGGGAAUGACUGCACAUUUGAAAUCACAGGUAACAUAGUAGAGAGAGUUGUGGUCCAUUGCAACAAUAGCCAGGACUUCCAGGAAUGGCUGGAGCAGCUGUCCAGACUAACUAAAGGACCUGCCUCUGGUGGUUCAUUAUCCAAAACAUCAUCAUCGUCAUGUAGUGCUCAUUCCUCUUUUAGCUCUACUGGACAGCCCCGAGGACCCUUGGAGCCUCCUCAAAUUAUAAAACCGUGGAGUUUAAGUUGUCUACGACCUGCACCUCCACUUAGACCAUCAGCAGCCCUAGGUUAUAAAGAGAGGAUGUCUUAUAUCUUAAAGGAGUCCAGUAAAAGCCCCAAAACAAUGAAGAAGUUUCUUCAUAAAAGAAAGACUGAGAGAAAACCAUCAGAGGAGGAAUAUGUAAUUAGAAAAAGUACAGCUGCUCUGGAAGAAGAUGCGCAGAUUCUUAAGGUGAUCGAAGCCUACUGCACCAGCGCCAAUUUUCAACAAGGUGCUCGCAAAGAUUCUGUUCCACAAGUCUUACUCCCCGAGGAAGAGAAACUCAUCAUUGAAGAAACCAGAAGCAAUGGCCAGACCAUAAUUGAAGAAAAAAGCCUCGUUGAUACUGUUUAUGCCUUGAAGGAUGAAGUCAAAGAACUGAAGCAGGAGAAUAAAAGAAUGAAGCAGUGCCUGGAAGAAGAAUUGAAGUCAAGAAGGGAUCUAGAAAAACUGGUCCGGAGGCUCUUGAAGCAAACAGAUGAGUGCAUUCGAGCUGAAUCCAGUAGCAAGACCCCGAUUCUUCCAUAACCAUCACUGUGCGGCUGGGCAUUGUGCUUUUGGUGCAUCUUCAAAUGUCUGGCUGAAUGAUUUGACUCAUUUUGCUCACUUCUAUGGCUUCUGUUUUGUGUUUGAGUCUCUCUCUGUGUGUAUAUGUGUGAGUGUGCUCAGGUAUAUGUGUGUGUGAGUCUGUGUGUUUGGGUGUUUGCUGUUGAUUGAUUAUUGGUUGAUUGGUUUUUCU
This is a messenger RNA of Urocitellus parryii (Arctic ground squirrel), 2566 nucleotides long. RefSeq names its product Rac/Cdc42 guanine nucleotide exchange factor 6 (gene Arhgef6). NCBI's taxonomy places the organism in Eukaryota, Metazoa, Chordata, Mammalia, Rodentia, Sciuridae. Gene Ontology annotation, biological process: lamellipodium assembly; intracellular signal transduction. Gene Ontology annotation, molecular function: guanyl-nucleotide exchange factor activity; protein binding. Gene Ontology annotation, cellular component: cytoplasm; lamellipodium. The record is from RefSeq and is a predicted model, not a curated record.